AUGUUUUCAUCAUUAAUUAGAUCAGGAGGUUAUAUUUGGAAAUUUACAUCAAGAUUAACUUCUACUCAAAAAUAUAAAUUACGUAAUCGGAUGAAACAAGUUGAUGAAAAUAUUAAUAAUAUUUAUCAAGGAUUAAUUAAAAUUCAAGAGAAUAAAUCUAUAGGAGAUUUAACUAAUUUUAAAAAAAUUGAUUAUUUAAAAUUUCAAUUCCCUAAAGAAAAUGAAAUGACGACAAGAGAUAAAUAUACUACAUUUAAUAGACAUUCGAAAAAUUAUCGUAAACCAAUUCAUCGAGUACCUAAAUGGACGAAAUUAUCAUUUAGAGAAAAUCCAAAAUAUUUCUAA
Messenger RNA from Candida dubliniensis CD36, 345 nucleotides. RefSeq names its product mitochondrial 54S ribosomal protein mL60. The record is from RefSeq and is a predicted model, not a curated record. Gene Ontology annotation, cellular component: mitochondrial large ribosomal subunit. Gene Ontology annotation, molecular function: structural constituent of ribosome. Bases 1 to 345 code for a protein of 114 amino acids. The transcript has a single exon. NCBI's taxonomy places the organism in Eukaryota, Fungi, Ascomycota, Pichiomycetes, Serinales, Debaryomycetaceae.